This is a messenger RNA of Achroia grisella, 792 nucleotides long. Its product is annotated as GEL complex subunit OPTI. The record is from RefSeq and is a predicted model, not a curated record. NCBI's taxonomy places the organism in Eukaryota, Metazoa, Arthropoda, Insecta, Lepidoptera, Pyralidae. Gene Ontology annotation, biological process: mitochondrial respirasome assembly. The transcript is spliced from 4 exons. The coding region runs from base 104 to 490 and encodes 128 amino acids.
UACCAAAAUAUUUCAGAUUUUACUCGAUUGAAUGUUUUAUUGAUUUCUUUAAUUUUAUGAAUUAUAUCUUUAUUGUAAAUUAAAAUUAGUUCAUUUGUAAAUAAUGUCGAAUAAGAACAAAUCUCUUGACGGUGCCAAUAAGAAUAAAAUAAGUCAAUCUGUAUGGAAAAAAACAUUAACUGCCAGAGCAGAGUGGCCUGAUAAGGAUGAGUUCUUGGAUGUUAUCUACUGGAUGCGGCAAGCUAUUGGAAUAAUUUUAGGCCUAUGUUGGGGUCUACUGCCUCUAAAAGGGAUUGUGGGGUUGUUACUAUUUGUGGUUGUGAAUGCAGCAGUGAUAUACUUUUAUGUGAACAAUUUCCAAACUGUAGAUGAUGAAGAAUAUGGUGGAAUGUGGGAGAUCACUAAAGAAGGUUUCAUCACAUCAUUUGCUGGAUUUUUGGUCACAUGGAUCAUUGUGUACACUGGACUACACGGGAAUAACAGUUUAUGAGACUCAAAGUAACAGUAGCUUGUGCUAGACUUAAUGCAAACAGAGACUAAGUACAAAGGAGUGGGAUUGAAUCAUGUUUGUCCAGAUGUGUCAGUAGGCAAUAAGAUCAGUAAUUAUGCUAUUCUAUAAGUUGGAUAUUUGUUUACUGCAGUUUAUAUACCACCUUAUUUAUAAAAAUUCAAAUGUACUAUAAAUCCAAUUCGAAACUAUCAGUUCCUUACUUUGGUACAUUAAUAAUAUCUUUAUAUAGUCACUAAUAACAUUAAUAAAAUAUGUAAUAACAUAAACUUGAUAAUGUUGUG